AUGCGCGGAAUGUGGCGCCUCGUUUUGAUCUGGUUCACUCUAUUCGUUUCGGUUGAAAUGGUCACCCUGGAGGAAGGCUUGUCUGAUCCGGAUCGAUAUAUCCGUUACGACGCAGCGGACUACAAUGUCGGCAUGCAUGCCGGGAUUGUUCUGGCCAUGUUAUACGGUAUCCUGUCCACAGUUGUUCUCGGUAUAUAUAUCACAUCUCGUAUAUUGGGCUAUCAAAAGAAAGGUUUCGCAUAA
Echinostoma caproni is the source of this 243-nucleotide messenger RNA. The record is from the annotation of a GenBank genome assembly. Lineage: Eukaryota; Metazoa; Platyhelminthes; Trematoda; Plagiorchiida; Echinostomatidae.